Anopheles stephensi (Asian malaria mosquito) is the source of this 966-nucleotide messenger RNA. It is a transcript of the gene Bet5, whose product is annotated as trafficking protein particle complex subunit 1. The record is from RefSeq and is a predicted model, not a curated record. Gene Ontology annotation, biological process: endoplasmic reticulum to Golgi vesicle-mediated transport. Gene Ontology annotation, cellular component: TRAPP complex. Lineage: Eukaryota; Metazoa; Arthropoda; Insecta; Diptera; Culicidae. The transcript is spliced from 3 exons. Bases 135 to 572 code for a protein of 145 amino acids.
UACGGAAAUUGUGUUUACAAUAGCAAGCAGCAGCAGCAGAAGCAGCAAAGGAGGAACUGUUGUUGAUUGCGUGUGUAAUUUAGAAUAAUUUUGGUUUUAGAAGAUCAUACACGGGAAUCCCGCUGUCGUCCCAAAUGACGAUCUACAACUUGUACAUUUUCGAUAAACUUGGUACACUGCUGUACUACGGUGAAUGGAACCGUCUGAAGCAAUCUGGAAUCACAAAAGACGAGGAAGCAAAGCUUAUGUACGGUAUGCUGUUUUCUAUCAAAUCGUUUGUCAGUAAAAUCUCACCGAUCGAACCACGGGAAGGUUUCCUUUACUACAAGACGAACAAGUACGCGCUGCACUAUCUGGAGGUUCCCUCCGGGUUGAAAUUUGUCCUCAACACCGACAACACAUCGACCGGUAUUCGGGAGUUUCUACAGAACAUUUACACGAAGAUAUGGGUUGAGUAUGUCGUUCGAAAUCCGCUGUGGACCAUCGGGACACCCGUCACGUCGGACAUCUUUAAGGCAAAGUUGGAUGACUUUGUGAAACAGUCGCCUCUCUACGGGUCCAAGAUUAUUUAAUAGGAAGUGAUAAAAGAAGCCCUCCCCCCCUCCUGCUCCGUUUUGUUCGGGUAAUCAACAUGUACAUAUUGUUCUAGUACACCUUAUGCUGCUUUCGGUAUUCGGUCAGCCAUUUCUGUAUGUUUUGAACGUGUACGGUACGCGCCAGCGUUACCGAACCCGGAUCAUUUGCGUUCGAUGCGCGCAGAUCGAUAUGGUGGGCACCUUCGGGAAUGAGCACAAUCUUGAUGUUACUGUUGGACGAACGCAGCACACCACCACCGGACCACGGAUCCAUCAGCCCGUUGCUGAAGACGAUGUUUGUGAUGCUGGCGCUGCAAGAGAAUGAUGGUUUAAUUUAAUCGAAAAUAUAUGGUAAAGUUAAUAAAAGUAAUACAUUUCCGUUAACGCUGUA